UUCUCCUGUGCAACUACUUCUUUUGUGCUAAUUUUUUCUCUCCGAAAAAAAUAUUGUUCACCCUAUUUCAAACUGCAAUUCUAACAAUGUGUCUCAAGUAUUCGCGAUUUUCAAAAAAAUGGUUGCCUGCAAUAAUAACGAUUCUUGUCGCAUUUUCCAAUCUGGUGCACGCUGCGCCUUCAAAUAAUGCACAAGCCAGGCAAGAAACUUCCGCGAAUGGCGCCGCUGAAGGAACUGCGCAAACUCUGGACGGCGUCGCUGUCCUGUUGGCUUCCAUAUUCAAAGGAAUCUCUGACAUUCCCGUGAACGCGAUUAACGCUGUGAUUCGUCCAUUACAGCAAUCACAAGGAAUUCCCGUUAUGAUAGGAAACUCCAUGGCGGCCCAACCCAUCCAAAAUGCGCAAAGAUUCCAACAAAAUUCGCAAGCCCUUCAAACUCCUCAAGUUCAAAAUUUGCAACCUCAAUUACAAAGUUUACAAAGUCAAAAUGCUCAAUUACAAAACUUGCAACUCCCUAAUUUGCAAGCCCAAAAUUUGCAACCGCAACCAAUUCAAGUUGCCCCUGUACAACAACAACCUCAAAUCCAAUACGUCAACCCGAUCGUUAUCACGUCACCCCCUGUCCAACAACCCGUCCCCACCCAACCACCCCCCACGACAUCUUCCUCCGAUGACGACGACGCUACCACCACCUCGCCUGACGAUGCUGACGAGGAUUCAGACGCUGAUUCUGAAAAUUCAGACAUUUCUCUUUCUAAGAAAAAUUAAAAAUUAUUUUACGAAUAAAAAAUUCCAUACUUUUAUAAAUAUGUAAAUUUUUAUGUGGACAUUUUCAUAAAAUGUCACGUUUUUCGGUCUUAUUAUAUGCGAACAUAUCUUAGGUACGUUAUUAAA
Molecule: messenger RNA, 893 nt
Organism: Folsomia candida
Lineage: Eukaryota; Metazoa; Arthropoda; Collembola; Entomobryomorpha; Isotomidae
Product: nuclear polyadenylated RNA-binding protein NAB2
Exons: 3
Coding region: 87-767 (226 amino acids)
Source: RefSeq, a predicted model, not a curated record